AAUGACUCCCUUGAGAGUCCUGUUCCCCUUUCCUCAAUGCACAGACCCAGAAGACGCCUCCGUCCUGCAGCACCUGCCAUGAGUGUCGGCCUCCUGUGCUGUGUGGCCUUUUCUCUCCUGCGGGCAUGUCCAGUGAAUGCUGGUGUCACUCAGACCCCAAAAUUCCAGGUCCUGAAGACAGGACAGAGCAUGACACUGCAAUGUGCCCAGGAUAUGAACCAUGAAUACAUGUACUGGUAUCGACAAGACCCAGACAAGGGGCUGAGGCUGAUUUACUACUCAGUUGCUGCUGGUAUCACUGAUAAAGGAGAAGUUCCCAAUGGCUACAAUGUCUCCAGAUCAAAUACAGAGGAUUUCCCGCUCAAGCUGGAGUCGGCUGCUCCCUCCCAGACAUCUGUUUACUUCUGUGCCAGCAGUUACUCCACAGCGCUACAAGGCUGGUCUUUCCCCGCAACAAAUCCAGAUAGAUCAGAGAUCCACUUCAAGAAUUCCAUCCGUAAAGGUUGUUCCUUGAAACCACCUCUGGUCCUGCGGAUUGAGAGAGGAAGUGAUGUCACUGUGGGAACUGCCCUGUGGAGACAAGGAAGUCCCUCUUCCUCUGCUCCUGCUCACAGUGACACUGAUCUAGUAAAGCCCCUGUCCUGGCCUGACCCUGCCAUGGGCACCAGGCUCCUCUGCUGGGUGGUCCUGGGUUUCCUAGGGACAGAUCACACAGGUGCUGGAGUCUCCCAGUCCCCAAGGUACAAAGUCACAAAGAGGGGACAGGAGGUAGCUCUCAGGUGUGAUCCAAUUUCGGGUCAUGUAGCCCUUUAUUGGUACCAACAGGCCCUGGGGCAGGGCCCAGAGUUUCUGACUUACUUCAAUUAUGAUGCUCAACCAGACAAAUCAGGGCUGCCCAAUGAUCGGUUCUCUGCAAAGAGGCCUGAGGGAUCCAUCUCCACUCUGACGAUCCAGCGCACAGAGCAGCAGGACUCGGCCGUGUAUCUCUGUGCCAGAAGCUUAGCCACAGUGUGGCACAGUCGCCUCCUUCCUGUUCACAAACCUCAUCCUUCUCUCUCUUUGAAGCUCCCAGAGACCCUUAACAGAGGCCUCUCUUUGCUCCUCACUUUUCAUGGGGAAGAAGUAGAUUUGGACAUUGGCUGUCCUUUGGGUGGAAAGAGACCACAGAUUCAUUCCUGA
Messenger RNA from Pongo pygmaeus (Bornean orangutan), 1179 nucleotides. RefSeq lists its product as uncharacterized. Gene Ontology annotation, biological process: cell surface receptor signaling pathway. The record is from RefSeq and is a predicted model, not a curated record. Gene Ontology annotation, cellular component: plasma membrane. NCBI's taxonomy places the organism in Eukaryota, Metazoa, Chordata, Mammalia, Primates, Hominidae. The transcript is spliced from 5 exons. Bases 37 to 1179 code for a protein of 380 amino acids.